Messenger RNA from Juglans regia (Persian walnut), 954 nucleotides. Its product is annotated as receptor-like protein 14. NCBI's taxonomy places the organism in Eukaryota, Viridiplantae, Streptophyta, Magnoliopsida, Fagales, Juglandaceae. The record is from RefSeq and is a predicted model, not a curated record. The transcript has 3 exons. The coding region runs from base 1 to 954 and encodes 317 amino acids. Gene Ontology annotation, molecular function: protein binding.
AUGGACGCUUCUUUUGCCAAUAAGGCCAUGAUCUUCCUAAUUUGGCUUAUGGCUCUCACUUUUUGCCCAUCCGCUCGGGUUGAAGCUGGAUGCAGCGAAGAACAGAACAGAGCUCUGUUGGAGAUCAGAAACUCUACACAUGGUCUACUAUUUGCCGAUUUAGACGGGAGUCGUGAUUGUUGUUCGAAAUCUAACAUCCUGUGUGACGAUGAUGGGAAAGUAAUCAGAAUCUUUAUGCAGGACGACUACGUGAAGCCGCCGUCAAUAUUCAAAUGGUAUCCGAAUAUGACUUUGUUCACCUUAUUCAAUGAACUGGACUUUCUUGACCUUAGCAGCAUGAACAUUGGAGGAGAGCUUCAAGUUAGUGGCAUGGGCAAUCUACCUUCAUCGAUUUUCUCUAAUCAGAGCAAGAUUACGACAUUUGAGGUCUCUGGUAAUCGAUUAGAAGGAGUGUUGUCAUUUUCCAUACUUGCCAAUGCUUCUAGUCUUUACCACCUCGAUCUUUCAAACAAUUACGAGUUGGAAAUCGAAACAGAGUCUCCCUCUUGGGUGCCCACUUUUCAGCUACGUAAACUGUACUUGGCAAACUGCAGCCUCAACAAGAAGAAUGGUCACGUUGUCCCAACCUUCAUAUCCACCCAAUAUUUAUUGUAUUCGCUAGACUUGUCUAACAGCCCAUUAGAAGGAAGCGUACCUUGUCAUCUAUUUUUCAACACGAAUAUCACAAAGUUGUUGUUGAGUGGCAACAAAAUCGAUGGUUCUUUCCUUGACUGCUCUGCUAAUGGGACUUCACCACUUGAGUGGUUGGACAUAUCCGGUAAUCAUGUCAAAGGCCAUCUUCCAGAAAAUAUUGGAUAUCUUCUUCCAAACUUAUAUGGUGUUGACAUGUCCUCAAAUGCAUUAGAAGGCAACACAUUCCUUGGUCCUUUGGUAAUCCGCCUCUCGAAUAUAUAG